AUGACAAAACGGGUGGCCACAGAGGAGGCGCCUGGUGCCUCCUCUUCUAAGAGAAUGAGUACCCACACCAUAGACGAUGACGAUGACGAUGACGAUUUUACCCCAAGUUCAAGCCCAGAUUCAAGUGCGGAGGUUGAUUCAACCAUCACUGCUGCAACGACCCCUCGCACCAAAUUUCCAUCAGAUUACAAGACGUUGGCAUGCACCUGGCCAGGAUGUCCGAAAAGCUUCAACCGUCCAGCUCGAUUGAGAGACCAUAUGAACUCUCACACCAACUCCCGACCUCAUAAAUGCCCAUACGACGGCUGUACCAAAGACUACAUCGAAGAUAAGCAUCUGAAACAGCACAUCAAAGCCGUUCAUACAAAUGACCGCAAAUACGUCUGCCAGAGAGAGGGCUGCGGAAAGACUUUUGUAACAGGCACGAGGUUGAAACGUCAUCAGCUAGUCCAUGAGGGAGCAGACAGAUUCCGCUGUCAGGACUGCGGCCAAAGCUUCAGAAAAAAGGAAACGCUCAAUAAGCAUGUGCGGAAGGAGCACCAAGGCUUGCCAGCGCAUCAAUGCCCGGAGCCGACAUGCACAAGAGCGUUCGAUUCCAAGGGAGCGCUCAACCGGCAUCGGGAGAGGGAGCAUGGCCCGCUCAAGUACUGGUGCAUGGAAUGUGCCCCACAGAUGCGAGAAGAUGGUACUAUGCACCGAGUUGGGUUUACGACAGAUCCACAGCUGCAGUCACAUAUGCGGCAAGAGCAUCAAAACUGCAUGUUCUGCGAGUACAAAUCCAGCUCGCUAUGGGAGCUGGAAACACACAUUGAAAUUCAUCAUUCGGGGAAAACGGUCCAGGACCGCAAGACAGUAGUUUGCCCGCAUGCUGGCUGUGACAAGAAGUUCACCAAAAAAUCCAAUCUUAACGUUCACAUUCGAACGGCACAUGAAGGAUUCCGUUUCGUCUGCGGCGAGGUCGAAUUCACCGGCCCCGGUCUUGAAAAAUGGACCAACGACCAAGGUUGUGGCGACAAAUUCAGCACCAAAGUUCGAUUAGAGGAUCACAUUCGCUUCAUCCAUCUAGGUCAAGAACGGCCCAAGGUAUCCAAGCCGGAUAAGUCCGUUCCAAUGGACGUCAUUGACGAGAUAUCCGGCGUUACAAACGCCAAGAAGCAAACCCUGCGUUGUUUCCACUGCAACGAGGGCUUCAUUCGUUACUUUGACCUGAACGCCCACAUUGCUUUUGCUCACGGCCCAACGCCCGCCGCAGACGAAGAAGCCCCGUUCGCAAACCCACCCGCAUUCGAUAAUGGGAACGGGAAUGCUCUUGAGCAGCCCGCUUGGUCGGAAAACUUUCAGCAAGACGACAUUUUCACCUCGCAAAUGGGAUUCGAAGCGGGACAGAAUGGCUGGACGGAGGAGAAUGCGACUCUUUUGAUGCUGGCUCAGGGGGAGGCCGGCCCGGAUGGUAAUAUCGACCCUACACUGGGAGGAUUUUAG
Molecule: messenger RNA, 1482 nt
Organism: Trichoderma virens Gv29-8
Lineage: Eukaryota; Fungi; Ascomycota; Sordariomycetes; Hypocreales; Hypocreaceae
Exons: 2
Coding region: 1-1482 (493 amino acids)
Biological process (GO): regulation of transcription by RNA polymerase II
Cellular component (GO): nucleus
Source: RefSeq, a predicted model, not a curated record